AUCAGCGUCGCAGCCAUGGAGGAAUACUCGAGAGAACCUUGCCCAUGGCGAAUCAUGGACGAUUGUGGUGGAGCCUUCACAAUGGGUGUGAUUGGUGGAGGACUGUUUCAGGCCAUCAAGGGCUUUAGAAAUGCACCAAGUGGUUUGAGCAGAAGAUUUACAGGCAGUUUGGUAGCUGUGAAACAGAGGGCACCUAUUGUGGGUGGUCAGUUUGCUGUGUGGGGAGGGCUCUUCUCAACCAUCGAUUGCUCCCUGGUGUACAUGCGGAAGAAGGAGGACCCCUGGAAUUCGAUUAUCUCCGGUGCUGCCACUGGGGGGAUUUUGGCUGCCAGAAAUGGUGUUGUACCUAUGGCAGGCAGCGCUGUUAUUGGUGGGGUGCUCUUGGCCAUGAUUGAGGGAGUUGGCAUCAUCCUCACCCGCUUCACCUCGGAACAGUUCAAACCUGUUGCACCGGGAGAAAUGGCAGAUCCUUCAGUUCUCGGACCACCGCAGCCCCUUUCGUUGAAUCAGGACCCUAAUUAUCAGUAAAUUUGUGCUUUGGGGAAAGAACCACCAUCCAUACUAAAGAAAGGAUACUUUACUUAAAUUGGGAACUUUGUGACUUUAGUUUAGAAGGUUCAUCUUGAAUGAUCAUUUACUUUCAGUUUACAACAUUGCUUUGGAAAUGUGGUUGUACUCUUUCAACGCCAUGAAAUUAUAACAUCUUUUCUGUGUAAAGAAGGAUUUCUGCAUAAGUUCUCUUUAGUUCCAUUGCAAAUUCAGAAACUUAUAAUCAAUAAGAAAUGAGAGGAACUGUAUGUGUGAAAGUCACUGUUAAAGUAGGGAACUUACCUUCAUUUAUAGCAGUCCUCAUCUUAAUAACUUCAUAUGAUUUUCUGAGGCAAGAUGAAGGCAGCUAUGAACUUGGAGAAUAACUAUAUAUAUAUAUUUUUUGUUAUAUCCAGUCUUUUUUUUUUUUUUUUUUGAUGAUGAUGAUGUGUCAAGUAUGAAACUUAAGGAACAUUUUGUAAGUUAAUCUUAAAAGUGAAGGAUAGAAUGAUUCUUCAACUUGCUUUUAUGAAAAGCUUUAUCAGAAGAUGCUUUUCCUUCAGGUAGCCUUAAAGCAACUGUAUUAUUUGCUUCUACCUGAGAGUAAAGCUAUAUGAAUAUAUUAUGUACAUAUUGUAUAUUGUCAUAAGAUAUGCAGACAUGUCAGAUAUACUAUAUCUGAGUCUUAAAUACCUCUCAGAUUGUAAUAGUAUGACAAUGUUAAUGCCUUAUUUGGGUGUUACAACUUUAAGUAUGUACUUUUGACUGUAACUGUUGAUUUUCUACAAAAUAAUAAAAUAUCUUUAUUUAAAA
Messenger RNA from Penaeus indicus, 1341 nucleotides. RefSeq names its product mitochondrial import inner membrane translocase subunit Tim17-B-like. Lineage: Eukaryota; Metazoa; Arthropoda; Malacostraca; Decapoda; Penaeidae. The coding region runs from base 16 to 528 and encodes 170 amino acids. The record is from RefSeq and is a predicted model, not a curated record. The transcript is spliced from 4 exons. Gene Ontology annotation, molecular function: transmembrane protein transporter activity. Gene Ontology annotation, biological process: protein import into mitochondrial matrix. Gene Ontology annotation, cellular component: TIM23 mitochondrial import inner membrane translocase complex; mitochondrial inner membrane.